Molecule: messenger RNA, 1499 nt
Organism: Triticum aestivum (bread wheat)
Lineage: Eukaryota; Viridiplantae; Streptophyta; Magnoliopsida; Poales; Poaceae
Exons: 9
Coding region: 191-1288 (365 amino acids)
Source: RefSeq, a predicted model, not a curated record
UGAAAUCGAUCGGUUGCAGCGGGACGGGAGACGCUCUCCUCUGCCGUCGUCGUCUAUAUAGCUAGCCUCCCUCGCCUCGCCUCGCCUUCCUCCUCUCCCAUCUUUCCUCAUACGUAGCUUCCUUCCUUCCUUCCAGCUCUCUCCCUCUCCCGUGUGGUUCUUGCGAAGCUGUUCGAUCGACCGAGGCGAGAUGGCGAGAAAGCGGAAGGGCGCCGGCGACAAUACUGAGCCACGGCAGCGGCGUCCGCGUGUAGCGCCGCCGGAGACUACAGCCGGCCCGCAGGCGCCUGCAGCAGGCGAUUUUCCAGGCCCGUCUUCCCUGCAAGGGCAGUUCGCUCUGCUCAGGGGAUUCGAUCCUCUGCUGGGAAAUCCAGGGCGGACGGCGACUUCGCAGGCGCUCGCACGGGUGUCGUCGGCUACCGUCAACGCCCAAGGCUUCGGUGGAGGUCUCAGUCGCGGCGGCGGGUUGGCACGGACGACGAUGCUCCGGCAGUCGCUGCGCAAUGCAUAUCCAGACGCUGGGAGUGCGCCCUUCGGCAUCCACGCGGCGAGCGGCCAGAACCAGAUCGCCAACUCCGGUGCCUCUUCUUCCCAGUUCGCUGGAGGUGGGGGCGGGGGCGGGUCAGGGUCGGGGUUCGGGGGAUUCUCUCAGUUUGCCGGUGGAAUCCACGCGCCGACUGGCUAUGGUUUCUCCGGCGGGGUAAUAGGGCAGCCGCACGGCAACUCCAGCGGGCCUUCUUCCGCAGGUCUAAGGUGCUCUGAUUGCAAUGAGCUCACGACGGGGCAUCUGGACUCGGUGCCCUUGUGCCAGGCUUGCUACAGCAAGCGCUUCACCGUCAACGCCGGUGCGCAUCAGGGUCGCAUUCCAGAUCCAGCCGGGAGGUGCAUUGUCUGCAAAAAUUCCACAAGAAUGUAUUGGGUGGCCUCGAUGCCCUUGUGCUCGGAUUGCCACCGCAAGAUCUUCGCCAGCAACGGGCCUCUACAGCAUCUACAGCCAUUUCUAGCAGGUCUCCGUCGCGGGGGUGUCUCUCAGUCGACGCCGCCGGUGGGCAAUCUAGCCGGUGGCAUCCUCGCGACGGCCAGCGGCGGGAACCAGACGGGAGCAGCGCAGCCGCACGGCAACUCGGGCGGGACCCGAUACGUCCCCAGCUGCGUCGCUGCGCGUCAGGGUCAGCAGGCCCCCGAUCUCGACCUGGACCUCCGCCUCAGCCAGCCUUCUUCCAAGGCUUGCAUCUACAACCACCGAAGCGACGAGGUGUGCAGUUAUUGCUACCGCGGGAGCAGCUGAACAGAAUGCUGACAGCUGAACAGAAUGCUGUGAACUCUGCUUUGCUCUGUUUUGACAGAACAGAACAGCAUGAUUCCUGUGAUGCAUGCAUGUGGCCAAAUGUGGCAAUGCAUACAUACAUAAUUGAGUAGGUCCAUGAAACUAUAUAUAUACAUACUUGCUGUAGAUCGAUUUCACUCAGUUUAAUCCUUGGCUCUUUUCUGACGCUUUA